This is a messenger RNA of Onychostoma macrolepis, 3529 nucleotides long. Its product is annotated as wu:fc23c09. Lineage: Eukaryota; Metazoa; Chordata; Actinopteri; Cypriniformes; Cyprinidae. The transcript is spliced from 6 exons. Gene Ontology annotation, molecular function: protein binding. Bases 826 to 2916 code for a protein of 696 amino acids. The record is from RefSeq and is a predicted model, not a curated record.
UACAUUAAAAGUUUGCAUCAAAACUGAAGCGUAGGCUUAUGCAGUGGGCUGUAUGCUAAUGCUACACCUUCGUGUCAGAACUGAAGUACUGUAUACUUGGGGCUUAUGCGUUUGGCUCUACGCAUGCGUGUUCAUGUCAAGUAUACAUUUGGCUUUAGUGAAUUCCCCUACAUGAAUCUAAAUGAUUGGUUAACCUUCAGGGUACACAUUUAAUAGCAAGCUGUAGUGAAACUUCCUCGCAGUUCUGGUUUGGUUAUCGAGUGGAUUGAUGCAUGUGUGUAUAUGUAGUCUGCACACACUCACACACAAAGUGCAAUCAAUUAGUCCAUCCGAAGGCCAAAACAUUUGCUUUUAUUUCAGGUCUAAAUUGGAAUUGGAAAAUCAGCCAUGAGGUUUCUAUUAUCUCUCUUUGACUUCAUCGCUGUUCGGUUAAAGUACAGACUGUCAGCUUUAAUUUUAGGAUAUUUGCAUUCAUAAACAACAAGCCGUGUUGAAAUUACAGUCCUUUGAGCAAAUGUAAUUGGACAGCUGGCCGUUCAGCUGUCUCCUGACCAGGUGUGCGUCAUUACAGCUUUAGCACAUGCACAAAAGAGAGCUAACAAAAGGUUUAGUGUUGAGUCUAGCUGUGUCAUCGGUGUCUUUCAACAAAUGUAAAGGGUUUACCAUUGACACCAUAAGGAAUUAAAUAAGGAGCAAUAAUGGUGGUCCGUCUGGGACAAGCUGCUCCAGUUUCUUUCCUCAUCCCAGCAGAUAAGUACAAGGACUUAAACAUCUGAAGGACGCCACAUACUCACCUUGAACGCACUCCAGCCAUUUUAGCCAAAAAUGAAGCCCCUCAUGUUGCUGUUUUGGAUUUUUGCUGUGCCUGUACACACAAUUGUGCUUCAGCCAAGUGUAAAUGUGACAGUCAUGCAGAAUGUAUCAGCAGAAGGUGACCUUUGGGCGGAGCGGAAACUUGAUCGUUUGAUGGAGGCUCUCAACACUGAAGAGGAGAAAAGAAGUGAGGAAGAGGUCACAAUGCAAGAGGCAGAAGAAGAAACGGACACAGGUGAAGAACAUGGUAUGAAGAAAACAAAAAGGGUGAAACAAACAAGAGGAACUGAUGUAAAAAGCAAAGAAGUAGUAGAAAAAGAGGAGCAGCAAGAACAGAAUGUGGAUGAACACGACAUGUCAGAUGUAAUCUUAACCAAACCCAUCCUUACUGCACAGAACACCAGCCAUUCACAAGAAAUUGAGGGUGAUCUACCUCCAACUGUCAAUCAGAAGGCCACUCCUCCAACCAUGGCUACCGCCUCCCAACCUGUCUUAAACUUGCAUACAAAAUCAGUUACUGUACCUUCCUCAUUCCCCUCCACUUCACAAGGACCAGCAACAACUACUGAAACCUUGCCUAUCAUAACCACAAAACUUCACACUGUGAAUUCAACUGCUGAGGCGACUGGAGCCACCUUACUAGUAAAUGAAAGCAGCACGAAUGAUGAUCUCAGAGUGGAGCUCCAUGUGAUGAACAGCUCUAAACUCCACCCACUGGAGGAAGUGAGUGUUGAUGCCGCAGCAAUGGCAGCAAGGGCAGGACCCACUGCAAAAGCCCCUACAUUUAUAGUCAAAUCAAAACACAAACCUAAAGACAAUAUGACACUGAAAGCAAAGAAAAAAAAGGUCCUCAAAGUAAAGGCGAAGAAGACCAAAGUUCCGAAAAAAGCAAAGAAAGUGAAAAAGUUCAAACGAGAGAGAAAAUUGAAACCAACAACACCUUCGUAUUUUCCCUAUUUUGAAGAUCACUACUGUCCCUCAGAAUGUUCCUGCUAUGGGAGGGUUGUGCAGUGUUCCGACAAACAUCUGGACAAAAUACCUUACGGAAUUCCUUACAACUCCCGCUACAUUCUCUUAAUGAACAACCACAUCAAUAGCAUUCAACUGAAGUUGCUCUCUGAGUAUGACUCCAUGGAGUUCCUGGUGUUAAGCAACAACCAUUUAACAGACGAGACGAUCGAGGGUUCCUUUGACGGGAUCAAGAGCCUUAAGAGACUAUACAUAGAGCGGAACCUUCUCCAAAGUAUCCCAAAUGACCUGCCUGUUACUCUAGAGGAGCUACGGCUGGAUGGGAACCAGGUAAAUGCAAUGUCCAACACAGCCUUCGGACGCUGCCCAAACCUGCUGAUCCUCAGCCUGAGCAACAACAGCCUGGGGAACAAAUCAUCCACUAUCCCUCCAGGAGUUCUUCUACCGUUGGGCAAACUUCGGACGCUUACACUUUCCUACAAUCAGCUUGCCUCUGUUCCCCUGCAGCUGCCCAUCAGUCUUCGAGAACUUUAUCUGAGAGGCAACCGAAUUGAACGCCUCCAAGGCGACAUGUUCUGGGGCGAGGCGGAGCUGCAGGUCCUGGAUCUAAGUGUGAAUAGAUUGACCGAUAAAGGUCUUGGGAAGGCAGCACUACUGAAUGCCAGUCGCCUCGAGAGUUUAAAUCUAGAGGGCAACUUACUGAAGCAGGUUCCUCUCCAUCUACCCCGCAGCAUAAAGACCCUUAACUUGGAGAGAAACUUCAUCUCUAGCAUUGGCAAAGAUGCUUUUAUCUCAAUGCCUCAGUUGGAGCACCUAGGCCUAGCAAGAAACAAGAUCACUAAAGUGGCCCUUGGUGCCUUCCGGGUUCUUCCACUUCUGCAUCAGCUAGACAUGAGUCACAACGCCUUACAACAGGUACCAAGGCAGCUCCCGUUAUGGCUCCACUCUGCAACAUUUUCACACAACGAGAUCCGUGUAAUUCCACGUGAUGCUUUCUGUUGGGGUCAAGGCAAUGAGUCUCCUCUCAGCCGCCUAGUCAGGGUUCACCUGGAAUAUAACUUCAUAGAUCUGGGCAAUCUGGACACGUUGGCCUUCCGUUGCCUCAGAGGCUUUCAGGUGGUGCAAUUUUACUAAACUGAACCAAUUGGGAAUCCCUGUAAAUGGUCAGCAUAUGGGUUGAAGUGGAAUUUACAGGUCUCAACUUGGUUUUUCUUUCUUGUCUGGACUGAAGAUCUAGAGCCAGCAGCAUCUGUUACAGUGAUGGAGAAAGUUGGUGAACUUUCAGUAGGACGCAACUACAUUGACCGCAAACCUGUCAUAUAAGACAAAAUAUGUGUCCCAGCCCUGAUCUACAAACUUUACAAAAUAGGAUUUUUAAGUUUGAACUCUGUGUAAAUGCAUUGCUCCUGAUACAUAAAGAGCAGCUGUGCUCAUGGGGACACAGAAUUGAGUCCUAAUGUGUCCCUUUUCCUGUACCUUUCUUCUGUUGAUGCUUAACUGAUUUUAUAAAAGCCAAAAUAUAACAGGAUUUCAUUGUCUGAGGCCUGGGUUACUUGACCUCCAUAGGAUGUGUUGAUGUUUUAUAACUGUUACAUCAUUGAAAUGUGACACGGUGUUAAAAACCAGAGAGAACAAGGCUGUUUUGUUUGGACGAAUCCCAAGACAGUUGAUUUGCGAUUACAUUGUUUUUAUUUGAUGUUAUAUAAUUUUAUUUCAUCAUUUAAGUGUAUUACUUUUUAAAAUAAAA